AUGAGGGUGCAGGUAACGCUAUUCGGUUUCGCACUCAACACCCUCACCCUCACCUGGGAGCACGGGCGCACCACCGCUUUACUCUCACGGCGGCACCGCUCGCCAGGAAGGGGGCUCGAUGUCCACGGGGAACCGCACGAGGCAGGAUUCCGGAUUUCGCUCACCAACGGCACUACAUUAGCUUACCAAUGCGUAGGUCCAGAGGUCCCUUUACAUCCCAGCAGUCGUCCGCCAUCGAAGAGAGCCACACCCAACCAGCACCAAAAAGUAGCGUUCCUA
This is a messenger RNA of Iphiclides podalirius (scarce swallowtail), 279 nucleotides long. NCBI's taxonomy places the organism in Eukaryota, Metazoa, Arthropoda, Insecta, Lepidoptera, Papilionidae. The record is from the annotation of a GenBank genome assembly.